Molecule: messenger RNA, 3741 nt
Organism: Cricetulus griseus (Chinese hamster)
Lineage: Eukaryota; Metazoa; Chordata; Mammalia; Rodentia; Cricetidae
Source: RefSeq, a predicted model, not a curated record
ACGCUCCUUCUUCCGCGGCUGCGGGUCCCCGGCCAGGCUCGGCACCCAGGCUUGGCGUGGAAGGGUCGCGGCUGCGCACACGCGGCGCCUGCGGCCGGGCCUCACCUGGCUGGCUUCUCCUGGGGGACACGAGCCUCCCUCUUAACAGAGCCCGCCUUUUCUUGCCGCGGUUUUUCCACGCAAAGCGUUCCACGCAAAAAGCAGCGUCUCUGCUUUUCUCUAAGCUUAGAAUUAACGCUGCUCAAGGGAAGCUGUAGCUGGGCGGUGGCGGUGCACAUGUUUUAUCCCAGCACUCGGCGAGCAAAAGAAAAACGCUUCCGUCGCUAGUAACUUAGCCCCAUGACUAGGGCAGACGUGGGCCCUCCUGGUCAGGGUUUUAACUUAAAAUUGCCCUGUUCAGCUUUGUGUUACCCUUCCCCUUCUGGUAGUCAGAUUUCUGCGUUUUGUCUUUUUGGCAAGUGCAGCCAUGUUGGCUUUAGCUUUUGCCGUCUGUCAGGAAUCGGCUGCUUCUCCGAGCUGGAGGUCAGGCAAAGAUACACAGUGAGGCUUUUUGAGAAUUCUUUACCGUGACUAACCAACGUGGAUACCCCGGGAGGUCACUCUCCCCGGGCUCUGUCCUGGUGGCGUAGGGGAGCAUAGGGCUCUGCCCCGUGAUGUACAGUCCCUUUCCACACCGUUGGAGAUGAAGCCGGGCUUCGAGUCUGCGCCUGCAUAUUCCUACAACUCCUCAGAGUCCUGUGGACCGUGACUGAGGAGACAAACCAUGCAGGAAACAGUCUCAAACCGUGACAUCUGGGAGUGAGUCUGCAUGUCGGGGAAAUUUCUUUAUAUAAUUUUACUUACUGAAGAAUGUUAUUCCUUGCAGAACUGAUCAGUCAUUACAAGUAACUCAUCCUUUUGAGGAAAGAAGAGGAUCUGCACAGCUACCUGCUGAAGGAUAACUUUGGGGACUUGCACCUUUAUGCAGUUUGGCAAAGUUGUCUGUAUUAGGAGCUCAACCCAGAACUUUGUCAAGCUAGGCAAGCACUUGUUCAUAGCGGUUCUGAGUCUGGAGAGGAAAAUGCCACCCAAGCGCAUAGCUAAGAGAAGGUCACCCCCAGAAGAUGCCAUCCCCAAAAGCAAGAAAGUGAAAGACCCUCGUAACCGCGGUCCUGCCGCCCGCUCCUGCCAAGUCUCACACAGGUCUCAUAAAACAGAACCGGGCUUGGUGCUGACACUGGGCCAGGGCGACGUGGGCCAGCUGGGGCUGGGUGAGAGUGUGCUGGAGAGGAAGAAGCCGGCCUUGGUAACCGUUCUGCAAGAUGUUGUGCAGGCUGAGGCCGGGGGCAUGCAUACCGUGUGUCUGAGCCAAAGUGGCCAGGUCUACUCCUUCGGCUGCAAUGAUGAGGGUGCCUUGGGAAGGGACACAUCAGCCGAGGGCUCAGAGAUGGUCCCUGGGAAAGUGGAACUGCAAGAGAAGGUGGUCCAAGUGUCAGCAGGAGACAGUCACACAGCAGCCCUUACCGAAGAUGGCCGGGUCUUCCUCUGGGGCUCUUUCCGGGACAAUAAUGGUGUGAUUGGGUUGUUGGAGCCCAUGAAGAAGAGCAUGGUUCCUGUUCAAGUGCAGCUGGACAUGCCUGUGGUAAAGGUGGCCUCAGGGAAUGACCAUUUGGUGAUGCUGACGACUGAAGGAGACCUCUAUACCUUGGGGUGUGGGGACCAGGGUCAGCUGGGCCGUGUGCCUGAGUUAUUUGCCAACCGAGGUGGCCGUCAGGGCCUUGAGCGACUCCUGGUUCCCAGGUGUGUGCUGCUAAAAGCCAGGGGAUGUCGGGGCCGUGUGCGGUUCCAGGAUGCCUUCUGUGGUGCCUAUUUCACUUUUGCCAUCUCCCGUGAGGGCCAUGUGUAUGGCUUUGGCCUCUCCAACUAUCACCAGCUUGGAACUCCGGGCACUGCAUCUUGCUUCAUUCCUCAGAACUUGACAUCCUUCAAGAAUUCCACUAAGUCCUGGGUGGGCUUCUCUGGUGGCCAGCACCAUACAAUCUGCAUGGAUUCAGAAGGAAAAGCAUACAGCCUGGGCAGGGCUGAAUAUGGGCGGCUAGGCCUUGGGGAGGGUGCCGAGGAGAAGAGCAUACCCACCCUCAUUUCCCGGCUGCCCAUCGUCUCCUCAGUGGCCUGUGGGGCUUCUGUGGGAUAUGCUGUGUCCAAGGAUGGUCGUGUUUUUGCCUGGGGCAUGGGCACCAACUACCAGCUGGGCACAGGGCAGGAAGAAGAUGCCUGGAGCCCUGUGGAAAUGACUGGCAAACAGCUGGAGAACCGAGUGGUCUUAACUGUGUCCAGUGGGGGCCAGCACACAGUCUUACUAGUUAAGGACAAAGAACAGAGCUGAUGACGUCUUUGUGGGCCUGGCUUCUGGCCCCCAACCCCACUUCACAACAGGAAAACGACCAGCUACAAAUUCCAGAAGGCCCUUCCCCAGCCCUGAACAUCUAUCAUCUCCUGUCUUACCCAUCACCACCGCAGAAUCCUUUCCUUCUGUUGCGUCCUCUUUUCUAGAAUCAUCCUGGGAAGUACAGGAUGAGGGAGGAUGGGAAGGGGAUCUCAGAAGGAGCUUUGCUUACCCUAGACUCACGUCUUUAGACUGUUCCCUUUACUACCUUACUUCCUGUGGUCCCAGCAGGCCCUGGCUCAUUGCCUACAAAACCCAAAGCUACUGCUUUGGGGUUUUGGUGCCCAUACUCUGAAAAGUUGGGAACUCCAUCAAGCCCCCCUUCCCAUGUGCCACUUUUUCUGUUCCUAACAUCAGUUUAAAAGGAGACAGAUGGUACAGUCAUCAGAUCCAGUUGUCAUGGACCCAUGCCUAGGGAGAUCUGGACAAAGGCUUCACAAGGCUGGGGUGAUCCUAAGCCAAAUAUUUGGCUCUAAACAGGAGUCCAUGGGCAAAAAACAGUGGCCCACUUGAAAAAAAAAUCCCAACUAGCUGUUCUCCCAAAAGCACAAAGCACCCCACUGUCUCUUGGGCAUCACCUGUGCAUUCCCCAUCCAGUCGCCUUCCUGCCAAAAAGGACUGAAAAGCCAUGCUGGGCUCUGCUGGGCAGUCAAGGCAGGCGGGGUACUGUGGAAGCGUGGAGGGAAAGGCUUGGAGGGACAGGCUGGUCCUAAGAAAAGGAAGUAACAGUGGUUGAGAAAGUAGUUUUGAUUUUUUUUUUUUUUAAUUAUAAAGUAUUUUGGAGGGGAGAGUAAAAUCUUUUAACACUUUGAAUAAAUUUAGAGUUUUAUAAAAAUGGUUUCCUGGAGUUGUCUUUAAAGGGGCACCUGCCAUGUGCCAGGCAUUACGAAAAGGGCAGGGUAAACAUGUCUGGGAACCUGUUAUCAAGGCUGUGGCCAACACAGCUGUUCCAGAGUCUGGAAAAGACACCAGGUGUUUGGUUAGUUACGCAAUAGGAACCACUGCUUUUGCUUCAUGGUCAUGAUGCAUAAGAGAGAUGAGAUAGAUUUUUUUUCUUUUAAUGGGCUCUCAGUUUAGCCCAGACUGACGAGAACCUCCUGCCUCAGCUUCCUGAGUGCUGAGAUUACAGGCCGGGCUUUAGUAUGUUAGUUUUAAGUCCCAAACCAAGGUUUUUUGUUUUGUUCUAGUUUUGGCAAUAUCUUACUAUGUGUCCCCGGCUGGAACUUCCUGUGUAAAACAGGCUAGCCUUGAACUCACAAAAAAGAUCUGUCUGCCUCUGCUUCCAAAGUUUUUGGAUUAAAGUCAUCUAACCACCA